UUUAAACAAAUUCACCGGUGACCUUUAGGUGAAAUCAUGAGAAAAGCAGCCUUUAACGCACCUUUAGGCAACGCGGGCAACGCGCUAACCACGCGCUCUUCUGCGUAAUUAGAAGGAAAUUUCAGUACCUGAGGGGUAAUAUGUAAAUGCGCGAUACAUGUAUUAGUGUGCGUAUGAUAUUUCAAUACCGUUUACGCAUUUAAAAAAAAAUACAAAAAACAAAUUGUUUGCGCUAGGGAUUCGGUUUCGCUUUUUUGCACUAUUAAGAGGCCGAAAGUCGGCCACUUGGUUCCAAAAUACUUCCUACAAAGUGAGAGGUGAGAAGGUUCAGCAGGUUUUAAUAGAUAACCAAAAGAGAAAGCUGACCUGUCGGCGCUGGUCACUCACCCUGAGAGACUAUACAGCCUGGAGGGCUGAGCGACAACAAGACACAUUUUCAGGUGGAGGUUCCUAAUCUCCUCUUUAAAAAAAUCAAAUAAAAUCAAAUAAAUAACCCCCAAAAUCAGAUGCAAUUAACAUAAUAAUAAAAAAAAUUGACACGCAAAAUCGCAUUAAUUUAUACGUGCAUUUAAAAAUCAGGGCACAUAUGCAUCUGCGCAUGUUCCCAGAGCACCGUGGAUGGACCAGAAUAUUGUAAAUAUGUUACUUGUUAAAUUCCGAACUUUUCCGAGCAUCAAGACACUGCUAAGAUAUAAGUGUGAACGUCGGCCUGAGGUAAUUAAACAGUGCCUUUCCGUCUUUAAGGCGUUCGAAAGUGAAUGGAAGUUUGGUACAGAUUUACAUCACGCGCAUACAUGAAGCAGCAUUUGGCGUUUGGUCAACAAACCGUAUAUCAUCUCGGAGCAUAAAUCACGAUCCCGCAUUCCUUAUAUUCAUUCCACAGAAUUUUCUGUGUGAGGAGCUCAUCUUUGUAACGCGUCUGGCGAAAAGUCACAGCGUUUCUCGGGUUGAUCGAAAUACGGUAUCUGCGGCGAGACUAACGACGCAGUGUGUCGGAAAGCAGAGAAAUGCAAUUUGUUUGAAUUUCCCCUCUUCAAACUGGAUCUAGCGCGGUGCAUAUUUCAUGCAUUCGGUGUUACUACGAACGCUUCAUUGUUCAUUUUCAUUAUUCUCAUUAACUUGACAUAAGGCACGAUGUUCAAUGCCUAAAGUGGCCGUGAGAUUUCACAAUAUUGCAAUUGUUAUCAUUUCAAUACCUGCAUCAUACUAUAUUCUCGCCAUGUUAAAACGUAAUAGUUUAUUUUUUUAUUUUAUUAAUCGAUGUGACAGUUAACUGUGCGUUGAUUUCUGCAUAUCAAGCAGCCCACGUUUCAACCUGUAGUUUCUGGGCAAUUUCUGUAUGCGUUAAUGGUCAAUAAAUACACUAAACGUUAUUAAUAUCGCGAACAAACUACAAAAGAGAUCGGUUUUAUUCCCAUUUUAAAUAGAUAAAACUAGGCUUGCGCUCUGAAAAUAUAUUUCCAGCGUGCAAUAAAUAGUAUUCCCAGUAGGUGACGCUGUCCGCUUACAUGCAGCAAAUCCCUGCAAAGGGAGGAACACGUUGACUCGAGUCUAACGACUCCCCGUCUCGUCAUCAUUUGUAACCAUAGAGCAUGAAUUACCUCUUGAAGUCAUCAGUGAGAAUUUACGACUGGUCAACAAAAGCACGUGAUUCUCAAACGCACCCCCACCCCCAUAUUUGGCCGCAUACAUAGCAAAAACGAAGUACAGUGCAUUGCUAUAAUUCAUUAAUACAUCAUAAAUCGUGAAGCACAGCGUUAUAACGACCAAGAUCUACAAAUCAAGCCCUCUAAAACAACCUAAAUGAGCUCUUACUUUGUAAACUCGUUCUCAGGGCGCUACCCAAAUGGCCCUGACUAUCAGUUACUAAAUUAUGGAACUAGCAGCAGCGCUAUGAACGCCUCGUACAGGGACUCCGGCACCAUGCAUUCAGGCUCUUACGGCUACAACUACAAUGGAAUGGACCUAAGCGUCAAUCGUUCAACCAGCACUGGCCACUUUGGGGCGGUUGGGGACAACUCCCGGGUCUUCCAGUCUCCAGCCCCGGAGACGCGAUUCCGGCAGCCGUCAAGCUGCUCGCUCGCGUCUCCGGAGCCGCUGCCUUGUUCCAACAGCGAAAGCCUCGGACCCAAAGGCUCUUCGCCCCCUUCCGACCAAAGCACCACCACUGCGGGUAAUAAUCUAACCAACAACACACAUUUCACAGAAAUCGACGAGGCCAGCGCUUCUUCCGAGACCGAGGAGGCGUCGCACAGAGCGAACAACUCCGCGAACCGGACGCAACAGAAGCAAGAGACCACGGCGACCUCCACUACCUCGGCGACGUCCGACGGCCAAGCUCCCCAGAUAUUCCCCUGGAUGAGGAAACUACAUAUUAGCCAUGAUAUGACUGGACCAGACGGCAAAAGGGCCCGAACUGCGUACACCCGCUAUCAGACGCUAGAGCUGGAAAAAGAGUUCCAUUUCAAUAGAUACCUCACCCGGAGGAGGAGGAUAGAGAUAGCCCACGCUCUGUGCCUCUCGGAGCGUCAGAUUAAGAUAUGGUUCCAAAACCGGCGGAUGAAAUGGAAAAAGGACAAUAAACUGAAGAGCAUGAGUCUGGCUACCGCGGGCAGCGCUUUCCAGCCGUAGCCGUACCCCGUGCGCUGCUGCGUGGUGUGCAAGAGAAAAUCACGAGGAAAAAUAGGUCUCAAAACAUUACUUACAGAGUACUGUACAUCGCGGCACCUUUCGGCAUGUUAUGGAUGUUUUAGGCAUUUUAAAAUUCUACUGUGGUACUGCUAUAACGAAACGAAACGAUUAGUGUUCACAUGUUGUUCUUUUAAUACUAUGGUGACUAUGAUUUUGGCAAGUAAAUAAAACUGAAGGGGAAAGAAGCUACCAAUAUACCGCCUGAUGUUCUUGUUAUGAAUAUUGUUUAUGUGUCAAGUGCUAUGUUAAUGCUUUCUCGAGAGUUAGCAUGUGAGCUCUUAAAUGUUAUAACUUAUUUACCUAUACACGUGUAUACCUUUUGAGUUUACAGUUUAGAAACGCAUCUGCCCUUGUAUGAAGUGAAGCUCUAGUUUAGUGGCGGCUGCGGUACAUUCAGCAGAAGCCUCUGUAUAUUUCACGCUCCUCUGUUUAAUCAUUGUCUAAAUAAUCGCGUUCGAUUCGUCACGUGUUCAGAUUCUCCGAUUAUUUUGAGAAAGGAAGAAAAAAAAAAAAAAAAAAAAAAAAAGCUAAUGUGUAAAUAGCCCUCGCUAGGUUCUUGUACCCGUUCAUACGUGUGUAUAGUUGUAUUCCAAAUAUGUAAUUGUAUAUUACUGGAUCAUGUUUAUGUUCCAAAAAGGAUGUACAUAUUGAACAUUUUUAUUGUGAUCGGUUGGCUAUUUGUAGUAGGCAGAAUGAACGGCAAAAAAAAGAAAAAAGAAAUAAAAAAGCGAUGUCAUGUCGAACUGCCUGUUAGCAUUUUGCCAAAAAAGCUUUUUGUAUUUGUUUGUAGUUUAACUUGGAGUAAAAAAUAAAGUUCCUCAUAUUCAAAUCUGA
Puntigrus tetrazona (Sumatra barb) is the source of this 3525-nucleotide messenger RNA. RefSeq names its product homeobox B5a (gene hoxb5a). NCBI's taxonomy places the organism in Eukaryota, Metazoa, Chordata, Actinopteri, Cypriniformes, Cyprinidae. Gene Ontology annotation, molecular function: DNA-binding transcription factor activity, RNA polymerase II-specific; RNA polymerase II cis-regulatory region sequence-specific DNA binding. Gene Ontology annotation, cellular component: nucleus. Bases 1804 to 2631 code for a protein of 275 amino acids. Gene Ontology annotation, biological process: regulation of transcription by RNA polymerase II; anterior/posterior pattern specification. The record is from RefSeq and is a predicted model, not a curated record. The transcript is spliced from 2 exons.